ACGGAUCAAACCACAGUGAUGUAGCUGAUGGCCAUAACAUUCUUUCGUUCUCGGGAUGGGGUGGUGCCUGGCAGUAAAGGAAUAACAUCCAUCAUUGUUGCGAAAGCUUAAUGUCAGAGCAUGCAAACAUGAGUACAGGAAAGCCAAGUGGUCUCAAGCCACCUACUAAGAUUGGUAAGCCUAGUGCUCUACCAACCAAGACACCCUCUUCCUCAGCUACACCAAAAGCUGUACCGUCCCCAGGUGCUGGCACCUCGGUUGGUAAUGACUCAGUGACAGAUUUCACUGUGGGCGAGCGCGUGUGGGUGAACGGAAACAAACCUGGAUAUGUUCAGUUCAUUGGUGUGACCCAGUUUGCACCAGGCCAGUGGGCCGGCAUAGUUCUGGAUGAGCCUAUUGGAAAAAAUGAUGGCUCUGUGACUGGAGUGCGCUAUUUCCAGUGUGAGGACUUGCGAGGCAUUUUUACCCGUCCCUCCAAACUAUCUCGUGCUCCCACUGCAGAACCUGAGGCCAAUGGGGCACAGACCUCCACCAGCCAAGCAUCAUCUGCUGUCAAAUCUACUCCUGCUGCUACUGAUGAACAAGCUGCUACUGCUGCUGCUACCAAGACAAAAACAAAUCUAGCUAAAACAGCCAGCAGUUCUAUCUCCAACCUUUCUGAGGCAGAUUCGGCUAUGAAGGCGAAACGGGAGCUGAAACUUGGUGAUCGUGUGUUGAUUAGUGGAACAAAAGCAGGUGUUGUGCGGUUUUUGGGGGAGACUGACUUUGCUAAGGGGGAAUGGUGCGGAGUGGAGCUUGAUGAGCCGCUUGGCAAGAAUGAUGGAGCAGUGGCUGGCUCAAGGUAUUUCCAGUGUAUGCCAAAGUAUGGCCUGUUUGCUCCUACACACAAAGUGACCCGCAUCGGCUUUCCCUCAACCACCAAAGCCAAAAGCUCGAGGCACAGGUCCACAUCGCAGCAAAGCCCCAGUGCCUCUUCAGUCAGCUCCAUGAGCUCCGUUACCUCUUCUGUAGGAAGACCCAGUCGUGCAGGCCUGCUGACCGAGACCUCAUCCCGCUAUGCACGAAAAAUCUCAGGGACCACAGCCCUGCUGGAAGCUCUAAAGGAGAAGCAGCAGCACAUUGAGCAGCUCCUGGCCGAGCGGGAUAUAGAGAGAACUGAGGUGGCCAAGGCUACAUGCCAUGCAGGAGAGGUGCAGCAGGAGUUGGCUUUGCUCAGGAAAGGCCAAGAGCAGUAUGUUCUCGAGAUGGAGGCUAAGCUGGACCAGUUACGCCGGCUUGUGGAGACUGCAGACAGAGAGAAAGUGGAGUUGUUAAAUCAGCUUGAAGAGGAAAAAAGGAAAGUAGAAGAUCUUCAGUUCAGUGUAGAAGAGGCUUGCAUUACCAAAGGUGAUCUGGAGACGCAGACCAAACUGGAACAUGCCCACAUUAAGGAGCUCGAACAGAGCCUUCUCUUUGAAAAGACCAAAGCUGAUAAACUCCAGAGGGAGUUAGAGGAUACUAGGCUGGCCACAGUGUCUGAGAGGUCCCGAAUCAUGGAGCUGGAAAAGGAAGUGUCGGAGCUGCAGCUACGCCUGCGAUCUCAGCGAGCAGAAGCGGGGUUAGGUUCUCCCCCAUUACAAGACAAAAAGGUUAGGGAACUCAGCAGUGAGAUAGAGGCCAGACAAAAGGAGGUGCUGCUCCUUCAGCAAAGACUCAGCUCCUCUGAGCAGGAGAACUCAUCACUUCAACAUCAGCUGGAGGAAGUGAAGCAAAAACUCGAUACUGAAAUGGAAGAAAAUAAAAGGACAGCAGCGUCCAUGCAAGAGAUGCAGUGUAGUAUGCAGUCAGACAGAGAAAAACUGGAGCAGCUGCACAGUAAGAACCAGAAGCUGGAGCAGGAGAUGGCCUCCAGGCAGCAACAGGAGGAGCAACGCAAUAAGGAGCAGAAGCUUCAGGAGAGAGAACUGCAGGAAAAACUUGGACAAGCAGAGAAGGAACUAAGCAGGAAGCAGGAAAGAAACCUUGAACUUGAGCAGAAGGUGACAGAGCUUACGCUGCUCACAGACAAGGCACAGAGUAUUGAGUCAGCAGAAGCCCUACAAUCAUUCAAACAAAAAAAUCAAGAGCUGCAUCAAGAGCUUGAAGCCCUGAAGAAGCAGAACUCCAACUAUCAAGAAGAGCUUAGUUUGUCCAAGAAGCAGCUCAGCUCUGAGAGCCAGCACAUCGGAAGCCUGUGCAAAGAAAUUGAGGAGCUGAAGCUGGCAGCCAGUCAGAAGUCACUUAAGCUGGUGGCGCUCCAGGAAGAGAAUGGGAAGCUGUCUCAGGAGCUGGACAGCAGCCGGCUGGAAGGCCAUAAGCAACGGGCAUUUGAGGGCGAGAAUCUGCAUCACAGCAACCAGUCAGAGAUCAAAGAGAGUGAAAACUUCAAUAUGUUAAUAUCUGAGAAGGACAAAGAAUUGGAAGCAUUAAGAAAGGAGAUUGCGGUGUUGCGUGGAGAGAAUGCCAUGGCUAAAACCCUGCAGGCAGCGGUGGAAUCUCUGGAGCAGGACAAGGUGCAGCUACAGAGCAAAGUGCAAAUCCUUGAACUGAAGCUGGAGGGCAGACUGAACAAUGAUCAGGUGGAAAAUUCCUCAGGUGAUACAGCCAUGAACGAGCUCAAAAAAGAGAAAGAGUUUGCAGAGGGACAGGUCAAUUUCCUCAACUCGGUCAUUGUGGACCUUCAGAGGAAAAAUGAAGAGCUAAGGGUGAAGCUAAAGAAAAUGGCUUUAGCUGAGUUUAAUGGAAACGAUGGGAAUGAUGGUUUGGAUGAGGGCAAGAAGAAAAAGAAAGCUCCACCACGGGUUUUCUGUUACAUUUGUGACUGUUUUGACCUGCACGACACGGAAGACUGUCCCACCCAAAUGCAAUCUCCAGACUCACCACCCCACAGCACCCACCGUGGCAGCCGCGUGAAAGAACGGCCCUACUGCGACAUCUGCGAGGCCUUCGGCCACUGGACAGACUCCUGCAACGAUGACCAAACGUUUUAAAUCUCUUUUUUUCCCCUCAAUUUACAAAACAACAAAAAAUGCACAAAAGAUCUGUAAGUAAGCUCUUAUUUUUGUAUGCUGUUUGUAGAAAGAUGUAGAUUACUUUUACUGAAGACUAUGAUGACACUGCUUUA
Molecule: messenger RNA, 3142 nt
Organism: Trichomycterus rosablanca
Lineage: Eukaryota; Metazoa; Chordata; Actinopteri; Siluriformes; Trichomycteridae
Gene: clip1b
Product: CAP-GLY domain containing linker protein 1b
Exons: 22
Coding region: 111-3008 (965 amino acids)
Biological process (GO): cytoplasmic microtubule organization; positive regulation of microtubule polymerization
Cellular component (GO): microtubule plus-end; cell cortex; nucleus
Molecular function (GO): microtubule plus-end binding
Source: RefSeq, a predicted model, not a curated record